GUGGUUUCACGUAGCUUAGUGGCAGUUAUAACCUCAAUCCAAUGAUCUCUCAAAAAGAAAACAAAUAGCACACAAACAAGAAAACACGCUAUGAAUUGUUUGAUUAUUUAGUUUAGAAGGAAAAAUGGAAACGCUAAAUGAUGAAAAACCCCGCGUUAUUUUAACUGAACACAAAAUAGUAGAUAAUAUUCCUCAAGGUCCUACCGUAUUCGAUGAACAAUUCGAUAUUAAAUCGUUUAAAAAGAAAUUCCAAAUCGUCAUGGUGCGGCACGACCAUUUGGAGAUGGAGUUUGACCUUAUUGGAAUCCAUCCUUUUAUAGCUAACACUUUCCGAAGGUUAAUGCUGAGUGAUGUACCAACUAUGGCAAUUGACAAGGUGCACAUUCUGAAUAACACAUCCAUUAUUCAGGAUGAAGUUUUGGCACAUAGGCUGGGGCUUGUUCCUCUAAAAGCUGACCCAAGGCUAUUUGAACAUAAAAGUGAUGCUAAUGCACCAUCCGAUGAAAAAGACACUUUGGAGUUUGAAUUGAAAGUGAAAUGCUCUAAUAAUAAAGAUUCAAUUAAAAAGGAAUCAUCAAGAGCUGAAGACAUGUAUAAAAAUCCCAAUGUCUAUUCCAAACAAAUAAAGUGGGUCCCAUUAGGAAAUCAAAAAAAUAAAUUUAAAGAAAGCGAUAUUGGACCUAUUCAUCCCGAUAUUUUGAUAGCAAAAAUGAGGCCAGGUCACGAGCUCGAUAUCAAAUUAUUCGCGGUGAAAAGUAAUGGUAAAGACCAUGCCAAAUUUUCACCUGUUGCAACCGCAUUUUACCGUCUUCUUCCCGACAUAAGGAUAGUUAAGCCAGUGGAAGGUGAAGCAGCUUUGAGGUUACAAAAAUGUUUUUCUCAAGGAGUCAUUAGCAUAAAAAAAGAUGGAGAUAGAAGAUAUGCCGUGGUAAACGAUAAUCAUGCUAGAUAUGACACUAGCAGCAGAAAUGUCUUUCGAUAUGACGAUUUAAAAGAUUGUGUGGUUAUGUCUAAAGUUCGAGAUCAUUUUAUAUUUACCAUCGAAUCCGUUGGUGCUCUUCCUCCCGAGGCCAUUUUUAAAGAGGCAGUAAACAUAUUAAAGGACAGAUGUGUAUCACUUCUAACCGAACUUAAUAAUGCUUAAUUUGUAAGGAAUUUUAUAAAACGUCUAAAUAUAUGUGUAAAAAUAA
Anthonomus grandis grandis is the source of this 1190-nucleotide messenger RNA. It is a transcript of the gene Polr1C, whose product is annotated as DNA-directed RNA polymerases I and III subunit RPAC1. Gene Ontology annotation, molecular function: protein dimerization activity; DNA binding. The record is from RefSeq and is a predicted model, not a curated record. The coding region runs from base 125 to 1144 and encodes 339 amino acids. NCBI's taxonomy places the organism in Eukaryota, Metazoa, Arthropoda, Insecta, Coleoptera, Curculionidae. Gene Ontology annotation, biological process: DNA-templated transcription. Gene Ontology annotation, cellular component: RNA polymerase I complex; RNA polymerase III complex. The transcript is spliced from 6 exons.